Molecule: messenger RNA, 1088 nt
Organism: Lactuca virosa
Lineage: Eukaryota; Viridiplantae; Streptophyta; Magnoliopsida; Asterales; Asteraceae
Source: the annotation of a GenBank genome assembly
AUGGACACAUCGAAAUUGACCGAGGAUGAGCUUCAAGUUCUUUUGGCGAUGAAGGAGGACGUCAAAAAACGUUACAGGGGCGAACGAGGCAAAGCAGUUUCCGUUAUUUAUCCACCGAUGGGUUACGAUUCGAUCCCGAUUGCGGCAUCAAACGCCAAGGAAUUUGGCAAGAAAAAGAGGGUGAACAGAACAGCCAAAUUGAAGCAGAGCAAACUUGAUGUUCGUCGUGAACAGUGGCUUUCCCAAGUGAAGAACAAAGGAUGCAAGGAAGAAACCAGCGGUGUUAGUGGUGUGAAAAUGCCUGCUGAACGGAAUGAUAUUAAUCCCAGUGGUGAAGAGAAUGAGGGUUUGAUGAAUCUUUGCAGUGAUUCCGAGUCACCAUUUAACAGUCCGAUGAGCAGUGUUUUCGGGAGUAACAGAUCACCUUCUCAUUUUACCAGCAAUAGCAGCAGCAGCAGUAGUAGCAGUGGAGGUUGUUGUUCAGAAAACAUGAAUGAAGAAGAUGAGUGCUUGGAUGAUUGGGAAGCCAUUGCCGAUGCUUUAGCAGCUGAUGAAAUUAAAAAUAAUAAUCUUGAAUCCCCUGAGCCAGAUUCUGUGACAGCAACCAUGGAGGCAAGUCAAGAUGAUUGCUGUGCUCGAGCUUGGAGAGCAGAUGAUGUUUUUCGACCUCAGAGUCUGCCAAACUUACUAAAACAAAACAGCUUUCCAUGUUUCAAGAAUGUUUGUUCACCAUCAACGUGUCCUAUAUGCUGUGAAGAUCUGGACUUGACAGACACAAGUUUUCUUCCUUGUCCAUGUGGCUACAGGCUCUGUCUUUUCUGCCACAAGAGAAUUCUUGAAGAUGAUGGCCGUUGUCCAGGAUGCAGGAAACAGUAUGACCACCAUGGCCCGGGUAAUCUAUCUUCAAAAAUGGGCCGUUCUUACAGCAUGAUCCCUAGGCGUUAGAAAAGUAUGUAUGAUGACCUCUUUUUUCACAUCUUUCUUGUCUCUUUACUGUUAGAAACUGCUGUUAAUAGUUAUGCAGUUCUCUUAUCGGUCGAACCAUUUUUAUAGCAAUAUGAUUCUAUAGAGGACUAGUUGGUAUGGAU